Carica papaya (papaya) is the source of this 1528-nucleotide messenger RNA. RefSeq lists its product as uncharacterized. NCBI's taxonomy places the organism in Eukaryota, Viridiplantae, Streptophyta, Magnoliopsida, Brassicales, Caricaceae. The record is from RefSeq and is a predicted model, not a curated record.
AGCCCAUACGUGGGCGGAGAACUGGCGAAGAGCCCAUUUAAUAAUUUCUACGUUUAUUACACUGGGUUAUUUCAGCUCUUUGAUGACUAUUAAAUAUCCACAUCCACCGAUCAGUACGUCCGCCGAGAGUUCUCUAUUCAAUCCCCCAUUCAUCCCUCUGCGACCGCUGGUAUGCCAAGAGGUGCAGCAAUCAAUAGUUAUAACAACUGUGGUUAUACUCAUUCAUUCUUGUGGUUAUUACAAGUAAAAUGGAAGCGAAAAUGCUUAGUAAUUGAAAUCGUGAGUAGUCUUGUGUACAAGAAUGGGUGAGAAACCUGUGAAUGCAAUCAGUUUUAUCAUGUGAGCGGCAUUAAAGCCAAUUUUUCCAAAAAGAACCGCUCCCAAUUUACACUCAUCCCCACAAUUCAAAAUCUUGCCCACGCCUGCAUUGUGUUGUAUUGUAUGUUAAUUAUGAAAGAUUUCUCAUCAUUCUUUCUCUUGAAAAAUUCUUUUGGAUCGGUAGGAAGCAAGAAAAGAAAAGGUAUGAGAAGCAACUUCUGCAACGGCAACUGCUCAACUUCCACUCUCAACCAGAACAACCCUUCUCCCCCUCCUCCUCCUCGCCGGCAGUGUCAAGAUUCUAACUAUAAUUCCUGCAUGUUCACACCCUCACCUGCAGCAGCGACCCAGAGGCAGACGUUGGAGGAGAUGAUAUGGCAGCUUGAGUUAGAAGAAUUAGAGGCCGCCGCCAGAAAAUCAUCAGCGAAAGCAAAACUUAACCUCGGCCGCACUAGACUCUCAUCUGUUGAUAACACUGCUUCUGAGAACAUCCUAAUGUCUGCCAGGGACGCACUCAACCAGUACCCGCGUUUCUCUCUUGACGGAAAGGACGCCAGGUACCGAUCUUCCUUUCGAAACCUGGACUCUUCUCUCCCCAGAAAAUCUGUCUGCUGCGACCGUGGCCUCGCCCACAGACUUAUCAAGUCAUAUCACCAGGAGAAGAAACCUGCAGCCAUUUGCUGCUUUCCCCCAACUGUGGCGGGACAGCCAGUGAUUUGGUGCGCACCAGGAGUGGUUGCAAAGUUGAUGGGGCUAGAUGCCAUUCCAGUUCCCCUAAAAAUCAGAAAAGGCUCGGUACAAAGUAACAAGGAGGAGCUGGGUUAUAUCAUCAACGGGCAAAAUCUGAGGAGGAGAGCUGAAAGACAUGAAAAAUCUCGUGAGAGAACAUCGGUUGCUACAAUGGAUAAGAUUCUCAUGCCAACUUCUUGCAGUUCAUCAAACCAAGGCUACUGCACGCUGAACCCUGUCGCAGUAGACGCAGCAAAUGCUGGAGGCUGGCCAACUAGGCGUUUUUUCUAGAUCUUACUCGUCACACCAUCAAAUCACUCAAAUCAAGUCCUGCAUAGCUAAUUCUAAUUACUAGCCUAUAUAUAUAUAAAUAUAUAUAUUUUCAAGUUAUAAAAAAUUUGAUUGCUUCUAGCAUGUAACCUAAAAUUACAUAUAAUGUCAUUAUCUUUAACAUAAAAUAAGAAACAGACUUAUUCUCUUG